This is a messenger RNA of Apis cerana (Asiatic honeybee), 1902 nucleotides long. RefSeq names its product cytochrome P450 6AQ1 (gene CYP6AQ1). The record is from RefSeq and is a predicted model, not a curated record. Gene Ontology annotation, molecular function: iron ion binding; heme binding; oxidoreductase activity, acting on paired donors, with incorporation or reduction of molecular oxygen. Lineage: Eukaryota; Metazoa; Arthropoda; Insecta; Hymenoptera; Apidae.
CGCAAGAAGAAAAAAAAAUGGAAAGGAAGAGCUUAGAAGGAAACGAAGCAUAGAUAACUAAGUAUACACUCCGUAUAUAUAUAUAUUUUUCGUUUGACGAUGUUAAGUUCAGUUCGAAUCACGAAGCUCUUAAGAUCAGAAGAUAUUUGUGGUGAAAAUAUUUGUUCAAAAUGACACUUUUAACGCCAUAUUGGAGUUUGGAUAUUUUAAUCGUUUCUUCUUCCUUGAUGAUAACCGCUUAUUUGUUUAUGACUUGGAAACUCAAGUAUUGGUCGAGAAAAGGCGUUAUGCAGAUUACUCCUACGCCCUUCUUUGGCAACUUUAAAAACUGCAUAUUGUUAAAGACAUCAAUUUCAGAAUUUAUACAGGACUUAUACGAAAAAAGCGAAGGAUUGCCUUUCAUGGGUUUUUAUAUUUUCAACAAACCGUUCCUUUUAGUUCGUGAUCUUGAACUCGUGAAACAUAUCUUGGUGAAAGAUUUUAAUACAUUUGCGAAUAAGCACGCGUCAGCGGAUAGUAAGAAUGAUCGUAUUGGAUAUUCAAAUCUGUUCAUAAUGAAGAAUCCCGCAUGGAAAUAUCUUAGAACGAGUCUUACGCCGAUCUUUACUUCGGGCAAGCUAAAAAAAAUGUUCGAAUUAAUGUUGAUAAUCGGUAAAAAUCUGGAGAAACAUUUGGAAUUAUUGAAUUUGGAUGGGAAUGGAAAAGAAAUAGAAUUAAAAGAUCUUACUGCGAGUUUCACUACUGAUUUGAUCGCUACCACCGCGUUUGGAUUAAAUAUGAAUUCAUUGAAGGACCCGAAUACCGAUUUCCGCGUAUAUGGCAGAUGGAUCUUCGAUUACAAUAUUAAGCGUGCCUUAGAUUUCUUUUUAAUAUUCUUCUUCCCUAACUUGACCAAAUAUUUGUCUAUAAAAUUUUUCGGAAAAGCGACCAACUCUCUACGAAAUAUUUUUUGGAGAGUGAUCAACCAACGAAUCGAAUCGAAUAUAAAAAGAAACGAUCUUAUCGAUUGCCUGAUCGAAUUGAAAGAGAAACACAAGAACGACGAAAAUUUCGAAGGUUUCAAAUUCGACGGUGAUGAUUUAGUAUCUCAAGCGGCUAUCUUUUUCACCGGUGGAUUCGAAACAUCCUCCACUACCAUAUCUUUUACAUUGUACGAAUUGGCAUUGAACCAAGACAUACAAAAAACUCUCAGAGCUGAGAUUCAUGAAGCUCUAGCGCAAACCGAUGGAAAAAUUACGUACGAUAUGAUAAUGGAUCUACCGUAUUUAGAUAUGGUAAUAUCGGAAACUCUUCGCAAAUAUCCACCUCUAGGAUUCUUGGAUCGAAUCGCUCUUCAGGAUUACAAAGUACCCAAUUUUGAUCUGACAAUAGAGAAAGAUACUCCUAUCUUCAUUCCUAUGAUAGGUUUUCACCACGAUCCCAAGUACUUUCCAAAUCCAGAAAAAUACGAUCCUCUCAGAUUUUCCGAGAAUGUUAAAAAGUCUAGGCCAAGUUUCGUAUACAUGCCCUUCGGCGAGGGACCUCACAUUUGUAUCGGUAUGCGAUUAGGACUUUUACAAUCAAAGCUUGGAAUUAUCGAAAUAUUGAAAGAUUACGAAGUUUCACCAUGCGAGAAAACAAAAAUCCCGAUGGUUCUGGAUCCCAAAGGACUCACAACUACAGCAUUAGGAGGAUUAUACCUAAAUAUUCGAAAGAUCACGAUCGCGGCUGGUUAAAUUCUUACCAAUUGUAGAAUAUAUUUAACUUUUUACUUGCAAUUAUUGUAAUAUUUUUGAUUAAUUAUUAUUAUUUUUUUAAAUAAUUUUUAUUUUUCAAUGAAUUUUAAAAAAAUAAGCGUAAUAUUAGUUUUAAAAAUUGUAAAGAUCGUCGAUUAUUCAAAUAAAGAUAUUGAAACAUGUGAAA